AUGGCCUCAGAUCCGCCCGAAGAGGCGCUGCACUUCCGGGGCAAGACGCUGACGCCCGAGAGCCCGCGGCCGCUGCACAUCGCGGAGCCGUCGAAUAUACCCCUCCUGCAGAACCAGAUGGACGCCUCCUACCAUGAUACCUCCGCCCUAGAAACCGUUCCGGAGGUCAAGGAACACACUUUGAACCCAGUGCUUGUUGAGCAGGGCCUCCAGCGGCCGGCGGUGGGUGACCAGAUGCAGAUGGUGGACCAGACGUUCGCGAUGCUGCAGAGCGGGCUGGAGCAGAUGAACGCGAGUGCUGCUGGCAGUGUUGCUGAAAUAACAGGUAGUCUCCCUGGAUCUAAUGCAAAGACGGAGGGCAUGCUAUCAGAGAAUGAAUCGAUACUCGCUUCUACUACUCGAGACGAGGUUUUGACGAAUUCACUUUCAUCUUCAGUGCCUCAUCCAAAUCCUACCGCUGAGCUAGACCUACAGCACCAUCAAACCCACCCUGAUACCGCUGCCCAUACCCAUAUGGCGGGAACGGUAGGGAAUAACAAUAUUACAGCCGCCCAUCUAGCUCCAUACCCAACUACUCAGGGCGUUGCUCCUCUAUAUGGCGCUUACCAGCAUCAGCAACCUCCUUCACCACUGCGGUCUAGUCCUGCUGCUGGUUACCCCUUAGCUCCGACUCAGAACCCAGGUGAUGUGAACUCCGAUAUCUCUCAGUCUUCUCUUCUCAAUACUACUGCUGCCUAUCAGAACAUGCUUGGUAGCAACGUACCCUCGUCUUCUGCAUCAUAUAUAACUACUGCUGCCCCUACCGCUGCUGCUGUUGCUACCACUACUACUACGCCCACAUCUGCAGCCCAUGCUGCAGAACCCAUCAGCCAGCCAGAUCAUACCCUCAGUGACAUUGCCGUUUCCAGCAUGCCCAUAUCUUACUCAUCUACUCAUCCUUCUCGCCCACUUGCUGCUACCCAUGAAAGUGAGCCCAUGCAAACAAGUCAUCCUGACACAGGCCCUGACACCUCCCCAUCUAAAGAAUCUCUUCAAAAUGAUAAAAGUAAUAGUCUGCCCCAACGUUCAGCUGCCAUGGAUGCUUCUGCUCGCCUAUCUACAUCCCUUUCUAGCCCUGAAGCACUCCAGCAAGUACCACCAAAAUCUCAUACCAGGAAAGUAUCCAACACUUCACGAAAACGUGACAGUUAUGAUGAGAAUAUAGAGUCUACAAAGGGUGACCCACAAGAUGAUACCCCCUGGGGACCUGAUAUCCAGAAAAAGUAUGAUGACUUUCUCCGUGAUGAACGUAUAUAUGUUACCGAGGCGCAUUGGGAUAGGUUUCCUGCCGGCUCCCGUCUGUUUAUUGGCAACCUACCAACUGAACGAGUGACUAAGCGUGAUCUUUUUCAUAUAUUCCACAUGCAUGGAAAGUUGGCUCAGAUAUCAAUCAAACAAGCCUAUGGCUUCAUUCAGUUCCUCGAACCUGACUCGUGCCGCAAAGCACUUCAGGCUCAGCAAGGCUCUACAAUCAGGGGCCGAAAGAUUCACCUAGAAAUAUCCAAGCCUCAACGUGGCGCUCGCAACUCUGGCCCAACGGAGAACAGUGGACGUAAGCAGAGAAGGUCAAGAUCGCCAGAGUACGAAAGGAACAGAGAACCGCCACCUCGAGGUGGCCGUUCAGCUGCGGACCGAUAUGAUAGGGGUCCCGGAAGACUGGCAAUCAGUGAUUUCAGGGAAAAGGACCCACACCGGUACCGUGAUAGAAGUUCUCGAUCUCCUUCACCCAGAGGGCUACGCCGAGAUUCGUAUCACUCCCGAGAACGCAGUUUUGAUAGAUAUGAUCCUCGAGAGAGGCGACGGUCGAGGUCACGAUCACCUCGGCCUCGAAUUGCACGCUACCGUAGCCCCAGUCCAAGGGACAAAGGGUAUGACAGCGAAUCUGACCUGCCAAUUCCAAGGAGAGAUCCGCGUAACGUCCCGGAGGUCCAGGUUAUUGUUCUGGAAAAUGCAGACAAGUUGGUCUACCCCCUUACUCAGGUCUUUACAUGUCAGCACGCUAACCGGUUUUCCAGUGAAUUUGUUUAUCGAGUUGAGAACGCUUUCAGGGAUCGCGGCCUUAGAUGUGACGUUUUAAUUCUAAGUCCUCGAAUUCGAUUGUCUGCUGUUGUUCGGCGACAAGUAAUGGAGGGUGUCCUUGCCAUUGUUCGCAUCUCUCGAGCAAAUCAGUACUCAGGAAAGAUACCGUUGCAGAUAUUUGACCGAUCUGGUGGGAUGGACAACGUACGGUUUAAUGAAUACUCUGAACUUGAUCUCAACCUCGCUGCUGAAGUCGUCGUUCAUGCACGUAAUUCCCAGAAACCAAAUCCGAUACAGCUGCAGCCGCCACUUCUAUCUGCUGUCUUGCCUCCUCAACCCAUACCGCAACCAGUAGCAGCUCAGUCAGAACAAGCUGCAAUUGCCAGUCUUCUGUCAAACCUCGACAGUUCCACCCUUCAUACGGUACUUAAUUCCCUGAACCAGCAGCAACAGUUGCAAGCACAGCAAGCACAACAGCAAAAUCGCCAGUUCCACUCACAGCCAGCACCUGCCACCGCACCACCGCUAAAUUCGACCAAUCUUGCGGCACUCUUGGGUAACUUGACACGUCCGGGCAAUGCCAAUCCACCGUCCAUUCCAACCACAACUGCUCCAGGCACACAUUUUGCGCCUCCUCCUCCUCCCCCUCCUCCUCCUAAUCCGAUCCCCCAUCCCAACACCAACUUAGCUUCCCUUCUGCCAAAGGGCCCUAAUCCAGGACACAACGGCCCGCCCCCCCAACCACAAGCCAAUAUGCAAGUACAGCAGAUCAUGGAACAGCUAAUGAAAUGGAAACAAUAA
Trichophyton rubrum CBS 118892 is the source of this 2859-nucleotide messenger RNA. RefSeq lists its product as uncharacterized. Gene Ontology annotation, molecular function: RNA binding. The coding region runs from base 1 to 2859 and encodes 952 amino acids. The transcript is spliced from 4 exons. The record is from RefSeq and is a predicted model, not a curated record. Lineage: Eukaryota; Fungi; Ascomycota; Eurotiomycetes; Onygenales; Arthrodermataceae.